Molecule: messenger RNA, 540 nt
Organism: Acaromyces ingoldii
Lineage: Eukaryota; Fungi; Basidiomycota; Exobasidiomycetes; Exobasidiales; Cryptobasidiaceae
Exons: 3
Coding region: 7-447 (146 amino acids)
Biological process (GO): attachment of spindle microtubules to kinetochore; mitotic cell cycle
Cellular component (GO): mitotic spindle; mitotic spindle pole body; mitotic spindle midzone
Source: RefSeq, a predicted model, not a curated record
AACACCAUGUCGAGACCAUCGCACUACGGCGGCGGCGGUGGAGGCGGCGGAGGGCCCGCUUCGAGAAUGUCAGUGCUUGGCGGCGGAGGUGGUGGUGGAGGAGGAGGUGCUGCAGGUCUACCUGUGGGCUCAGCGGCGAGGGUGGCCGCCAAGAGGCAGGAGCUCGAGGGUCUGAGGGCGCUCAAGGAGCAGAGCGCCCGGCUGGCAAAGGACGUCGACAGGCUCGGCGACAAUGUCGACCAACUCGUCGGAGGAGGUGAAGCCGUCGCGGCCGUCAUGACGAGCUGGCAGGGCGUCUUCCGUGCUAUUCAAAUUGCAAGGGCGUCUUCCACAAUGAUGUCUGGCAACGGCGAGGAGGGUCAGGAGGAGGAGGCCAUGGCUGUUCGUCCGGUGCCCGAGACGCUCAUCCGGCUGGCCGUGCCCCAAACUUCCGACUCGACGCCGUGACUUUGGCAUUGUACUAUGUAGUUCGCCCUCUGUAUGACUCUUGCCCAUGUAUAUCACUCCAGAAUACCACCAUUGCUCGCGGAUCCCCCUCCU